UUUGUCUGUAUACUAGGGCAAGUCGUUGACUGGAGGAUGCGAAAUCUAAAACGGAACAUCGGAAGAAUCUUGCAGGGCUCCGGAUUCGGAGAUCCUAAAAUUGCAGGGUCGGAUUAUGGGAAGAAGCUUGGAAUCUUCGAUGCUGCCUGUUGCUGUUCUCCCAUGACUUCCCCCCAAAGCCUCGACCUUUCUUCUCCUUAACCCCACGGCUUCAAUCAUCUCUCGCUCUUUCUUCAAACCCGUCAACAUCAAUUUCCAAUUCACCUCGUUUCGUUUCACCGAUGAAACACCACUUUGUUCCUAUAUUAUGCGUAUUAUUAUUUAUCCUAGUCUCGGCGUUUUCGAGCUCGGCAGGCGACUUAUCGCUUUGGAAUCCGUAUGGGGAUGGCUUAUCUCGAAGCCCAAGCCGAUCUCUCCUGUCUCUCGCACCCGAACAUAGUACCGCACUUAUUGCUGGCCUGGAUGGGACAGUCCAUUUGGUGGAGAGUAAUUCUAAGAGAGUUAUCUGGUCUUUUGCAUCAGGAACACCAAUUUACACUUCGUAUCAGGCUCCUUUCAGCGAAGAUAAUGAUAAAGAAAAUGCAUCUGGACCAAAUGGUAGAUUCUUCAUAGAUUGUGGAGAUGACUGGGAUUUGCAUAUGCACACCCAGAACUAUGGUAGAAUGAAACUUUCAAUGUCUAUUGAUGAAUUUGUCAAAAAUACGCCAUACAUAUCAGAGGAUGGUGCUGUUACGCUCGGAUCUAAGAAAACUACUGUGUUUGAGGUUGAUCUUAGGACUGGAAAGCUGAUCCGCACCUAUAGAUUUGAUCCUCCAUCGACAUUGCGGAGUGAUGAAACUCGGAGUGUUUCAUAUUAUGAUACAGCCGAUAAGGAGUUGGUAAAGUCUGGUCCUAAGAACCCAGAUAUUGUUGAUUUGCGACUACACAUCACAAGGACAGAUUAUACAUUGACGUCUUUUGCUCGAGACUCGGAAAAAACUUCGUGGAAUAUGACAAUUGCUGAAGUUGGGGCUUCUUUGCUUUGUCUAGAUGCUUCUAGUGGGGCUCCAUUGAAUUUUCCAGAUAAUCCUGGUUCUGAAAUUGGCAUUGAUUUUGCUAUCCCUUUGUCAUGUCACACAAGAGGCCCUGUUUUCUGCCAUAGGAGUCAUACUUUGCCAGAAUCCUCUAGGUCUGAAAGACUCCCAAUGCCUCCUUCAGGUCUGAUGAUUCCUACACAGCCCAAGGUUGAUGAAUUCGUAGAUAUUCAACAUGAAAAUGUUAUGCUCCCAUCCCCUACUCCAAACUCUAUACUGCCUUUGCGACCCAAAACAAACAUUCAUCGCAGAGAUGAUAGGGAAGCAAUGCUUCCACUGCCUCCAAUGGAGAUUGAUGAUACAGGGAUUGUGGAUGUGCAUGGCAUGAGAAUUUCUCUUAAGCACGUCUUAAGCAUGUUUUUUGAAUGGUCAACAGCAUUGUCUAUCAUUUUGUUCGUGAUCAUUCUUGUUGUUGGCCUUGUUGUUAAAGGCUAUGUUUGGGUGAUUAAAGAACAAGCUUUGUUGAAUGAGCAGCCCGGUAAUUCUGGCUCAAAAACUGCAUCGUCCAAGAGGAAGAAAAAUAGAAAAUCGGGAAAGAAUGUUUCAUCUGAAAAUGGAGAUGUCUUUGUACAUGUUGAUGGUGAAAAUAAAAUGUCGUCGCACCUUGAUAAACUUGUAGAUGGUAGCAUUGAUGGACGUAGGAUAGGUAAACUAAUCGUAUCAAACACAGAAAUCGCUAAGGGAAGCAAUGGUACCAUUGUCCUCGAGGGAAACUAUGAAGGUAGACCAGUUGCUGUGAAACGUCUUGUCCAAGCUCAUAAUGACGUGGCUUUUAAAGAAAUUCAGAAUCUUAUUGCAUCUGACCGGCAUCCAAACAUUGUUCGAUGGUAUGGAGUAGAGUAUGAUCAAGAUUUUGUCUAUCUCUCUCUAGAGCGUUGUACUUACAGCUUGGACGAUUUGAUCCAUAUUUCUUUACAUUGUUCACAAUACCCAAUGUUCAACAAGGACCAAGCUACGAGAGGUAUGAUCGAGUAUAAAGCCCGCUUGGAUUCAAAGAAGGAUAUUAUGUCAGGUCUUAAUUUGUGGAAAGCAAAUGGCUAUCCGUCACCUUUAUUAUUAAAGAUUAUGAGGGAUAUGGUUUCUGGGCUGGUGCAUUUGCAUGAAUUGGGAAUAAUUCAUCGGGACUUAAAGCCUCAAAAUGUGUUGAUAAUCAACGAAAGUUCUGUAUGUGCAAAGCUUUCUGACAUGGGCAUUAGCAAGCGCCUUGUUGAGAAUAUGUCUUCCUUGGGUCAUCAUGCUACUGGUUGUGGUAGUUCUGGUUGGCAAGCACCAGAACAACUUCUUCAUGGGCGCCAAACUCGUGCUGUAGAUUUAUUUAGUUUAGGUUGUGUCAUUUUUUUCUGCAUCACUGGAGGUAGACAUCCAUUUGGCAAUCAUCUUGAACGUGAUAUUAACAUUGUGAAGAACCAAAUGGACCUCUUUUUGGUUGAACAUAUCCCUGAAGCUCUGGAUCUUAUUUCUCGUUUAUUAAACCCUGACCCUGAAUUAAGGCCAAAGGCAUCGGCAGUGUUGCACCAUCCUCUGUUCUGGAGUUCUGAGAUGAGACUCACAUUUCUUCGGGACACUAGUGACAGGGUAGAAUUGGAGGAUAGGGAGACUCAUUCUAAUCUCUUGCAAGCAUUAGAAAGAAUUGGACUGGUGGCAUUAGGUGGGAAAUGGGAUGAAAAGAUGGAAACUGCAUUUAUCACUAACAUUGGUCGUUAUAGGCGGUAUAAAUUUGACAGUGUUCGAGACUUAUUGCGUGUCAUGCGAAACAAGUUAAACCAUUAUAGAGAGCUCCCUAAAGAAAUUCAGGAGCUUGUAGGACCAGUUCCUGAAGGAUAUGAUAACUACUUUGCAAGUCGAUUUCCAAGACUUCUGAUCCAAGUAUACAAAGUUAUUUACAGAUACUGUAGGGAAGAGGAAUGCUUUCAGAAGUAUUUCAAAACCAAUGCAUGUUGAACAGCUCUUUGGCCUCUUCUAAUUGCUUAAGAACUACUUGUACGUGGCUGCAGUUAGUAGCUCAAUAUUGGUAUAUGAUAUAUGUAUUGAAACAGGUUGUUUAUAAAUGUAAAUAGAGUGGUAAUAUAAUAAUGUAUAAAAUUUCCUUCAAUCAACGUUAAUAAAUGUGCUGUGCAUUAGGCCUUUAAACUAA
This is a messenger RNA of Alnus glutinosa, 3207 nucleotides long. RefSeq names its product serine/threonine-protein kinase/endoribonuclease IRE1a-like. The transcript is spliced from 7 exons. Gene Ontology annotation, cellular component: IRE1-TRAF2-ASK1 complex. Gene Ontology annotation, biological process: intrinsic apoptotic signaling pathway in response to endoplasmic reticulum stress; mRNA processing; IRE1-mediated unfolded protein response. Lineage: Eukaryota; Viridiplantae; Streptophyta; Magnoliopsida; Fagales; Betulaceae. Gene Ontology annotation, molecular function: RNA endonuclease activity; ATP binding; protein serine/threonine kinase activity. The coding region runs from base 282 to 3014 and encodes 910 amino acids. The record is from RefSeq and is a predicted model, not a curated record.